AUGGUUGAUGGGACUUAUGUACAAUUGACAAAGGAGCAAGAGGCGUUGGAGGACAUCACUCCAGGAGAGCUUAAUCAACCUAUCGAUGUUGUUCAGAUAACUGCAGCUAGGUGUCCUCAAUGUGGUCAAGCUUUGCCUGAAAGCUACCAUCCCCCUGCUAACGAAGACUGGAGUACUGGGAUUUUUGGUUGUGCUGAUGAUCCAGAUAGCUGUUGGACUGGAUUGUUUUGCCCCUGUGUGUUAUUUGGACGCAAUGUUGAGAGUUUGAGUGAUGAAGUCUCAUAUUCUUGCGCAUGUAUGGGUCAUGUGAUAUGCAUCGAAGGCGGCAUUACUCUUGCAGCACUUAUGGCUGCGUUUAAUGGUGCUAUUGAUCCCCAGACAGUAGGGCUUAUAACAGAAGGUCUUCUCUGCACUUGGUGGAUAUGUGGUGUCUACACGGGCAUGGCACGGCAAGCAUUACAGAGAAAGUAUCAUUUAAAGGAUUCACCAUGUGAGCCUUCAUUGGUGCACCUAUGUUUACAUUGGUGUGCUAUAUGCCAAGAGCACAGGGAGAUGAAGUGCCGCCUUUCUAAUUAUCAUGCAACCGAAACAACAAUUGUGAAUCCUCCCCCAGUUCAAGAAAUGAUCGUUGGUAACAAACAAGAGAUGCGUAUUGGUCACAAACCAGAGACCUCGUCUUCCAAUGAUGAAAAUACAGGACGCACGAACUUAGAAUUGCAACCUAUAUAG
Messenger RNA from Coffea arabica (coffee), 729 nucleotides. Its product is annotated as cell number regulator 6. NCBI's taxonomy places the organism in Eukaryota, Viridiplantae, Streptophyta, Magnoliopsida, Gentianales, Rubiaceae. The record is from RefSeq and is a predicted model, not a curated record.